Triticum turgidum subsp. durum (durum wheat) is the source of this 447-nucleotide messenger RNA. NCBI's taxonomy places the organism in Eukaryota, Viridiplantae, Streptophyta, Magnoliopsida, Poales, Poaceae. The record is from the annotation of a GenBank genome assembly.
AUGGCGAUGAGGCGGCGGCUGUGGCGCAUGGGCGGCAGGGUGCUCAACUGCUUCGCCGCGUGCGUGGGCGCCGGGGCCGGCGCCGGCUGCGGCUGCCUUUGCGCGCGGGUGCUGGGGGAUGAGGUGGAGGAGCGGAAGGCCCUGGUGAGCGGGAGCAGCCAGGUGGUGAGGCUCAGCGACCUCAUCGUCGAGCGCACGUCGUCGUCAAGGACGCUGGGCUUCCAUCUGCAGCCCAAGACGGUGGAGCUGAGGGUGUCCAUGCACUGCUACGGCUGCGCCAAGAAAGUUCACAAGCACAUCUCAAAGAUGGAAGGGGUGACGUGGUUCGAGGUGGAUCUGGAGCACAAGAAGGUGGUGGUGACUGGCGAUGUGACGCCGCUGGAAGUGCUGCAGAGUGUCUCCAAGGUCAAGCUCGCCCAGCUCUGGAUGCCACCCCAACCAUGCUAA